GAAACGUCAGUAGAAAAAGUUUGUGUCUGUUGCCUAAUCCGAAGGAAACCAGACUGAGUGAGGCUUGCUUUCUUGGUGGUGCCCAAGUCAGAAUGGUUGUACCUGUUCUUGGUCAAGAUGCUGUGAAGAAUAUUCAAGAAAGCAACAAUAGCAAAAAUUGUAACAAAAAUUCCACCAUCACUAAAAACAGGAAUAACAGCAAAAAUAAUAGUAAAAAUAAAGAACUUGUCAAGAGCGUUGAAAGUGAGAACAACGGAGAGCAAUAUUCUCCUCCAAAGCAUUGUUUCAAUUACCGUGUCAUUGAAUAUAAGCCUCCAUUGGACAAAAAUGAAGAGAAGUGCAAGGAUGACCAGUUCUCAGUAUCCCAGUUACCUGCAUCCAACAAAGCUCUUGAUGCAAAAGAGGUGGAGAAGCUAUUACAAAAUGUUCUCUGGAAGAGCAACCAGCACGAAAAGAAAACUGAGGGUGGAGUUGAGACUACUGGCAGCGGAGGAUGUGACACUGGGUACUCCUCUCGCUGCUCCACCCCACCUGGGCCUUCCUGUCUCUCUGAUGCUAUUGACCCAAAACACGGUACCAAACGUCACCUAGAUGUACCGGCGAGGAGAAGCACCAACAACAGUAAUUGUGAAUCACGAAGUGGGUCCCCCAGUGCCUGCAGUGUCAGCUCUCAGGGAUCUUACCGCAAUCCCCGACAGAAACGGAGAUACAAUAAUAAUUCCGAUGGACAAAAUAUUCACCACAAUAAUCACGCUUAUUCUCAUCACCAUCCCCUCCAUCAAAAUCAGCCCCAUCAACCACAUCACCAAUCCAACCAUCAACCAUAUCACCAAUCCAACCAUCAGCCCCAUCAUCAGUCCAAUAAUCAAUCCCACCAACCCCAUCUUCGCUCAAACUAUCCUUACAUUAAUUACCACCAUAACCAAUAUCAUAAUCAUCCUAACCACCAUGGGGGUUAUAUGGGUAAUGGGAGUGUUGCACGGGGAAACGGCCAGUACUACAACCAGCACUGUCCAGAUCUGGCAUACAGGGACUGCAGCAACUUUCAGAGCCAGAGAUAUGAGAAGGGGUACAAUAACUAUGGCUACUUUGGGCACAUCGACCACCGCUGGAGGGACUUUAACCAACAUAUUGGCGAUGAACGCUAUGGGAGAUUUAAUCAGGGAAGGGUAUAUAGUAAAUAUAAUGCAAAUCAGUACAAUGCCCAUUGCUUACCACUCAGUGAUAGCACUCUGGACCAAAGCAGAUGUCUGAGUGGACGUGCAGGAACAUUCAGUGAGGAAAGAAUAAAUGUGUAUACUAAGUGGAAAUGUGAAGUGGUUGAAACCCCCAGUGAACUGUUGACAGGAACAGAAUGGGACGGUCUGACAAAGCAAGUUUGGGAUACAUUCCGCAGACAUCAGCAGAAAAAUGACACAUUUUACAAGAAGCUCAAACUACGGGAGAAGAUUUUCAAAGUCAUCAGGAAUGUGUUGCCAAAUUGUCGGUUAUAUGUAGUUGGGUCAUCUCUAAGUGGAUUUGGUGCAGACUGCAGUGAUGUAGACAUGUGUCUCAUGGUUACCCCUGGUGACCUUGAUCAGCGUACUGAAGCAACUGCCGUCCUGCGUCUUCUCCAGAGAGAACUCAACAAUUGUGGCUCAAUUCAAAAAAUGGAGUUAAUACGUGCAAAGGUGCCCAUUUUGAAGUUCCGAGAUGCAACUUCACAAGUGGAUGUGGACCUCAACUGCAACAAUGCUGUUGGGAUUCGCAACACACACCUUCUCAACUCGUACUCACAGUUGGAUUGGCGUGUUCGUCCUCUGGUCCUGGUGGUGAAACUUUGGGCUCAGUAUCACAAUAUCAACAAUGCCAAGGACAUGACCAUCUCCUCGUAUUCCUUGGUACUCAUGGUCAUACAUUACCUGCAGCAUGGUGUAGAGCCACCGGUUUUGCCAUGCUUACAGAAGACCUUUCCAGAAAAGUUUCGUGCCUAUGCACAAAUUACAUCCAUCCCAGUUACGGAAAAGAUGCCAACUUUCACCUCCAACAAUCAUGAUAGUCUUGGCAAGUUGUUACAUGGGUUCCUUGACUACUUUGCCAAUAAAUUUACGUUUAUUGAAGAGACAAUCUCAGUGCGGACUGGAGGGACGGUACCCACAGCUCAUUGUCGCAAUGUCAAGUCUCGAAAGAAUGAUACAAGAAUGUGGAAAUACCUUUGCAUUGAAGGUUUGUAAUAUUUGAAAAGCUGUAGUAAAUGCAUCUGUAAU
This is a messenger RNA of Cherax quadricarinatus, 2246 nucleotides long. NCBI's taxonomy places the organism in Eukaryota, Metazoa, Arthropoda, Malacostraca, Decapoda, Parastacidae. The record is from RefSeq and is a predicted model, not a curated record.